CGUAUGUAAGUACCACGGGUCUGAUCGGACAGAGGAAUUUCUAUAAACAAUGAAUUUAUGAUGUGAUUUCGGGAAGUUAUUGACAUGGCGGUAGCGUAAUGUCUGUAGAAACCAAAUGUACAUACUCUAAGGAACAAGCCAAAUUGAUCUGUCUAACAUGGACCAAAACGGCUAUACGAGAGAAAAGUCCUUGGCUACUAUGAAGUCAACUUGGCCAUCGUCUACAGACGCAGUGCUUAUCUCACGAGCUAAGUUGAACGGCCAACCAAAAUAUGGCAAGCCAACUCAGCAGCCGAAAAGACCGAAGAAGCCACCGAUUGCUGUUCGCCCAAAACGAGCUCUGCUUUGUUUAACUCUAGGAAAUCCUAUACGAAGUGCUGCCAUCAGUCUUGUAGAAUGGAAGCCGUUCGAUGUUAUGAUAUUAAUAACUAUUUUUGCAAAUUGUGCGGCACUAGCCGCUUACCAACCGCUUCCUGAACAAGACAGUAGUUCAGUCAACGAGGAUUUGGAAGUAGCUGAAUAUGUAUUUUUAGGAAUUUUUACAUUUGAAGCCAUACUUAAGAUCAUAGCAUAUGGAUUUGCUGCGCAUCCUGGAGCAUAUCUUAGGAAUGGAUGGAAUAUUUUAGAUUUUGUAAUUGUUGUUGUAGGACUUGCAACUAUUCUAGUGAAGACACUAAACGUCCAAAGUUUUGAUGUCAAAGCCCUGAGAGCAUUUAGGGUUCUCAGGCCUUUACGCCUUGUAUCUGGUGUACCUAGUUUACAAAUUGUGCUUAACUCUAUAAUCAAAGCUCUUAUACCACUUUUUCACAUUGCCUUGUUGGUAGUGUUUGUAGUUAUUAUCUAUGCUAUUAUUGGUGUUGAGCUAUUUAUGGGCAAGCUUCAUAAAACCUGUUAUGAUAAUGUCACAGGUCAAUUAACAAAUGAUGAACCACAUCCUUGCAGUACAGACACAGAAGGGUAUUCUUGUUCACAGUCAGGUGAAGGCCAAGUGUGCCUUGCUAAAUGGGAAGGGCCUAACUAUGGUAUUACCAAUUUUGAUAACAUUGGACUGGCUUGUCUUACAGUCUUUCAAUGUAUAACACUUGAAGGAUGGACAGACGUUUUAUAUAGUAUUAACGAUGCUGUGGGUAAUUCCUGGCCAUGGCUGUACUUUGUAACUCUCAUUAUUUGGGGAUCUUUUUUCGUCCUCAAUCUUGUUCUGGGUGUUCUUAGCGGGGAAUUUGCAAAAGAGAAAGCAAGAGCACAGAAAAGUGGCGAAUUUCAAAAACUACGAGAAAAACAACAAAUUGACGAAGCGUAUCACGGGUAUUUAGACUGGAUUGCUCGAGCAGAGGAUAUUGAAGGCGAAAGCAGCGGCGAUGAAGAUGAGGAGGGCAAACCAAGUAGAAAAGUCUCUACAAAACGUCGCAUGGAAGAUGGUGAAUUGACGCCAAACGAAGAGAAUGUGGAGAGCACCACCACGUUAGACCAAGGAGGCUUUUGGCAACACAAUAAGAAAGUCAUCAAGAAAUUUCACCAUCGAUUAAGAAGAAAAUGUCGAAUAGCUGUCAAAACCCAGACAUUUUACUGGACGGUUAUAGUAGUUGUCUUUUUGAACUCCCUGACGCUUGCAUUGGAGCACUACAAUCAACCGGAAUUUCUUACUCAAUUUUUAGAUAAGGCAAAUAAAUUAUUUUUAGCGCUAUUUACAUUAGAGAUGGUGAUUAAGAUGUAUUGUCUGGGAUUCCAUGGUUAUUUUGCUUCGUUGUUCAAUAGAUUUGACUGCCUGGUUGUGAUCAGCAGUCUCUUGGAGUUAGCUUUAACAGAAACACUGGAAAAGCGUCCUAUUGGUAUCAGUGUUCUGCGUUGUGUGCGUCUUCUUAGAAUAUUUAAAGUAACAAGAUAUUGGAGUUCUCUUAGUAAUUUGGUAGCAUCUCUUCUGAACAGCAUGAAAUCUAUAGCCGGAUUAUUGUUGCUUCUCUCGCUAUUCAUGCUCAUCUGUGCUCUGCUGGGUAUGCAGAUCUUUGGUGGAAAGUUCAAUCUAGAUGACGUAGAGGUACCUAGAAGUAAUUUUGACUCUUUCUGGCGUGCGUUGGUCACUGUGUUCCAGAUCCUGACAGGAGAAGACUGGAAUUCUGUAAUGUACAUUGGUAUACAAGCUUGGGGCGGAAUCACCGAUCAUUCAUCUGUCAUACCUAUUUUAUAUUUUAUAUUUCUUGUUAUCGUUGGAAACUAUAUUUUACUCAAUGUUUUCUUGGCCAUCGCCGUCGACAACUUAGCAGAUGCAGAAAGUCUAACAGAAAUGGAGAAUGAAAAGAUGAAGAAGAAAGAAGAAGCAAAAGCGAAAGAGUGGGAAAGUUUACGAGACGAAGAGUCGAGAAGUGGAGAAACUGGUUCACCGGUUCGAGGGUCAGUAGUAAGAACCUCUCAAGAACUUCAUUCCAAUGGGAACAGUAUACCCAAGGCGAUAUCUGAAGGUGAUAUUGAAGCUCAGUCAAAUUCAAAGGGUUCAAAAGCAACCUUAGAUCGAUCGACCCUUUCAGUAAGAAGUGCAACGUCAACAGAAGAAAACCUGGACCGUGAGCCCAUGCCACCAGAUAGUUCCAUGUUCGUUUUUUCGGAUACCAACAGGUUCCGUAUAAUGUGCCAUAGAAUCGCCACCAAUAUGUACUUCGUUAAUUUUAUCCUGAUACUCAUCAUCAUUAGUAGUGCCUUGUUGGCUGCUGAAGACCCUCUUAAUGCCAACUCCGAGAGAAACCAAGUGCUGAAUUACUUUGACUAUUUUUUCACGGCUGCCUUCACCAUUGAGAUCUCAGUUAAGAUGGUCGCCUAUGGUGUGUUUCUUCAUAAAGGCUCGUUCUGUCGUAGUGCCUUCAACCUACUUGAUUUCCUGGUCGUUGCAGUAUCUAUUCUGUCUAUUGCUCUAAGAGGGUCUAAGUCAUCGCAGAUCUCGACAGUGCGAAUUCUCAGGGUCCUGAGGGUCCUUCGUCCAUUGAGGGCCAUCAACAGAGCCAAGGGACUCAAGCACGUGGUUCAGUGCGUAUUCGUUGCUGUAAAGACUAUUGGUAACAUCAUGUUGGUCACAGUCCUGUUCAACUUCUUGUUCGCUGUCAUUGGGGUACAACUGUUCAAGGGAACGUUUUUCUACUGUACUGAUGGUGAGAAGAUUACAAAAGAAGCCUGCAGGGGAGAGUACAUAGAAUUCAAGGGUCCUGGACUCACAAAUCCUGUGACAAAACAGAGAGAAUGGAAGUUUCGCGAAUUCAAUUUUGACAACGUUGGCAACGCCAUGAUGACCCUCUUCACAGUCAUGACUUUUGAAGGAUGGCCAGGUAUCUUAGAGAACUCCAUGGACUCUACAGAUAUCGACCAAGGUCCGUUCUUGAAUAACCGUCCCUGGGUGGCUGUCUACUAUGUCAUCUAUAUCAUCAUCAUCGCCUUUUUCAUGGUCAACAUAUUCGUUGGUUUUGUUAUCGUCACAUUCCAGAACGAGGGUGAAGAGGAAUAUAAGGAUUGUGAACUAGAUAAGAACCAGAGAAAAUGCGUGGAGUUUGCCCUGAAGGCGCGUCCCAUUUGCCGAUACAUCCCCACCCAUCGGCUACAAUUCCAUGUGUGGCGAGUAGUAACAUCACAACCCUUUGAGUACCUGAUAUUUGCAUUUAUUACUGGCAAUACCAUUCUGCUUAUGAUGCAGUAUUUUAACGAGCCGAAGCUGUACACCAGGGUCUUAGAUGGUUUUAAUAUCGGCUUUACGUCUGUUUUCUUACUGGAGUGCAUCCUUAAACUCUUUGCCUUCAAACCAAAGAAUUAUUUCCUGGACAGAUGGAAUCUGUUUGAUUUCGUAGUGGUCGUGGGUAGUGUAGUUGACAUCACCAUGAACGAAGUAUCGCAUCAGCCUGUUGUUCCCACCUUGUCAUCUCCGGACAGGUAUAGUGGAAUGGCCAUAGGAGGGCCAAAGAGGGACGACGACUACAGCAGGAAUUCAAAAAUACAUAAAUUCAGCGAACAGAUGUUUGCCUUUGGGUUUUUCCGUCUGUUUCGAGCUCUUCGUCUGGUCAAGCUGUUAAACCAAGGCUCUGGUAUCAAGACCUUACUAUGGACUUUCAUCAAAUCCUUCCAGGCUUUGCCAUAUGUUGGUCUUCUUAUUAUCAUGACCUUCUUCAUCUAUGCUGUGGUUGGCAUGCAGAUGUUUGGACGAAUAGCGAUAGACGAUGAUACACACAUAAAUAGAAACAACAACUUCCAGACUUUCCCGCAGKCGUUGAUGGUGCUCUUCAGGUCAGCCACAGGAGAAAACUGGCAAUUGAUCAUGUUAGCUUGUUCGAGCUCACCUGAUGUCAAGUGUGAUGUGAAUGCAGAACCUCAAGAAGAGAAUGGUCUUUGUGGGACGUCCUUCUCUUUCUUCUAUUUCGUCUCCUUCUACGUCAUCUGUUCUUUCUUGAUUAUCAAUUUAUUCGUUGCUGUUAUAAUGGAUAAUUUUGACUAUCUGACGCGCGAUUGGUCAAUUCUUGGCCCCCACCAUCUGGAUGAGUUCGUAAGGGUGUGGUCUGAGUACGACCCUGAAGCAAGUGGUUGUGUCAAGCAUUUGGACAUUGUUACUGUAUUAAAGAGAAUUGCCCCUCCUCUUGGAUUCGGGAAGUUCUGUCCUCACAGAGAAGCCUGCAAGCGUCUAGUAAGCAUGAACAUGCCGUUAAACAGGGAUGGAACUGUGAACUUCAACGCUACACUCUUUGGUCUAGUUCGAACAUCACUGAACAUCAAACGACCUGAAGGUAAGGGCUCGAUCGAGAAGGCAAAUGAGGAGAUGCGAGCGAUCAUAAUGAAAGUCUGGUCAAAAACAUCGCCGGAAUUCCUGGACACAAUCGUCCAACCCCCUGGCGGAGACGACGAGGUAACAGUAGGCAAGUUUUACGCCACGUACCUUAUCCAGGAUUACUUCAGGCGGUUCAAGGCACGGCAACGUGCAGAGGACAUGGAGCACAAAGACAGCAAUAGUACCCAGGCUCUACAGGCUGGUCUGAGAACUCUUCAUGGACUGGGCCCUCAGUUACGAAGAGCCAUUUCCGGUCAACUGGACGAUGAUGACGUAGGACUGUUCUUAAAGGAAGAUGUCCAGCAAAAGUCGCAGCACAAACGGUUCUGGGAAAGUCUAAAGAAUGCGGUUACUCCAUCGCCGCGACACAGCCGACCAAACAGUUUCCGCCGUCCAGGUUCGAUCCGUCUGUCAGCAUUAAUCAAGAAAAGUAAUAACAAUACUCCAGAAUCUCAGAGGAAGGCUUCACUGCCUGCUACCUUGACCGUUCUACAGCCGUCCAUGUCUCCUGACAGGCAACUAUUGGUGCCACCAUUCAGUGAUUCGGACAUGACUGCAAAUGAAAGCGAUACUGAACAAGAGAAACAACGCAAUGAGCCUCCCCGUGACUACUAUCGACAACCGUUAAAAGGAGCAAAGAGUUUCCCGUUAUCUGUAACAGCUAAUGGAGAUCUAAGACCUUCAGUGCCAUUAGAAACAAGAGAACGUAGCAAAAGUGAGAUUUUACCAAGAACUCCUUCACAAGGUUCGGAUCAUCUACAGCCUGCAGAACUUGAUAGAAAUAAAUCAAGUAGUUCUCAAGGUCUAGUGGGCCAAGUAUUGAGCAGUGAGGGACUCCCCAUUGACGACGGAGAUACAAUAGUGCGUGUAGUUGAGCAAGAAAUUGCUGAUGCUUUUGACAUUUCGACUGAUCAAUUAAACGAUGCCGCCGAGAGACUACUUUCAGAACUCCAAACCACGUUAGGGGAUGAGGAAGAUGGACAACAUGAAACAGAAACUCCUGUUGUUAAAACUGACGAGGAGUCUGAUAGCGAAAGCCCAUCGAGCUUUUGGAGAGAGGGACUUAAAGGGAUCCCAGAUACUUGUAUUGUGAUAACUGACCUUUAGUCAGAGAACAGAAGAUCUGGUGUUAUUAGUGGUGCGACUGGCUACGGCCAUGGUCUAUAAGUACAGAGCAUCGCUUAUUGGUUGCUGUACUUCAAGAUACUUCACAAUAUUUGUUAUUGGAAGAUCUGGUGUUAUUAGUAGUGCGACUGGCAACGGCCAUGGUCUAUAAGUACAGAGCAUCGCUUAUUGGUUGCUGUACUUCAAGAUACUUCACAAUAUUAGUUAUUGCAAGAUCCGGUGUUAUUAGUAGACUGGCUACGACCAUGGUCUAUAUGUACAGAGCAUCGCUUAUUGGUGCUUUACUUCAAGCAUGUAUUUAUUUAUCUUGGUUGAUUGCGAUGGCAUGGCUUUCUGUGUUGGCCACGAAAGGCAACUUUGUACGUGGUUUUUCUCACGGAGAACCAUUUGUGGUCCAUUUCUUGAGCGGAUUCAUUUUAUAUUCAUCAUGAAAGAUGAUUGGUAGAUCAAACAAGAUUUAAGACUUAGCAAUAACUAUUGCAUAUAUGCACCAUGGCACGAACAGGAACAAAGAACCUACUGUGUUAUAUUGGUAUAGUGCGGUGCGACGAAUCUUGAAUAAUUUAUAAUAAUUGGUGCAUACAACAGGAAUGGAAUCAGCCCAGUAGGGAGAUCAAUUAAUUUAGCUUGGUAUUGCAAGGUGCUAUCGACCGGCUACAGAACGGUAGGAUAUGAAAUAUUUUACAGAGGGAUUUGCUCUUCAUAUGAUAUAUUUUAUUAGAUACAAUUAUUCAUAUAUUUUAAUUUCUUUAAUAUAUCUAUAUCCCAAUAGAGGCCUUGAACCGUAACGUGAUGGCAGCUAUGUUAAAUGGCAGGAACAUAGAACUUUUUCCCUUGGAAACUGAAUUCUUUUUCUAGAUUUAAUAAACCGUUAUCUUCGUAUGCAUCUUCUCUCCCUUGAGAAUCGUUCUUUAUGACGAACUUGUUAAAAUAUUUACACAUUAAAGAAUCAACUCCCAAGAGUGGCAUCACAUGGUCUGAAAUGGUACAACGAAGCUAAAAAGGUCUUUUGUUCCUGCCUCCUGUCAUGGCUGCCAUCACAUGAUGGUACAAAGCCUCUACACUGGUAUUAUUUUAUCGAGCUUUUAUUUAUAAUCUUCUUAUUGCUAAUUUAUUACAUCGCUAUUGUCAUGCCAGGCCAGAGUGUUCACGAAGCAUAAAGAGGUAGACAUUGGUUAAAAAAAGGAAAAUUACUAUUUAGUUUCAAUAUCAUGUCCACGAUAAUGGAAAAGGAGGUUUGGAAUUGUAAGAUAUUUGGAUAAAUUAUUAGGGCUAAUAUCUUUAUGCUUCUUUUGCUAUGAUAACAUGGAUCUUAUCAUAUUUAGUGUCAAUAUGUCCACUGUUCAACUAGCCCGCUAAUGUCCUUAUAAAUUUUAUGAAAUUAUUCAAAAACAUAUUCAUUAAUAGAAUGAAAUAAUAAUAUUAGUUUCUCUUAAUAUAAGCUUUUUAUCAGUUACGCCCGUUCCUGAUAAGGAAACAAACUGGCGGCCAUGUUGUAUGACGUAACGAGAUACAUGGUCGACAUGCAAGUGAUUGAAAAACCCUUUCCAGAACUAGCUACACGCAGUUCUUUGUAUAAAUGCACAAACUAUGCAUGUCAAAAGGAUAAAUUUGUAUAAAAAUGUAGUCCGAUUUAUAGUUUUUUAGAUCGUAGAUUACGAAUUGUAGUCCUGCCAUAUACAUUGUAGACUUUGACAAAAGCAAUAUUUUGCAUCAAAAAUUUGAAUUGUUUGAAAUAAGUUAGACAAGUCCCACCGAAAGGACGUUCCAAAAUUUUACUGAUAACGAAUUGUCAGAUUUUUAAUAUAAUUUUUAUACAAAAUCAAAAUUUGUUGGCUUAAAAUUCGAAAAAAAAACCAAAACACCAAUUUCAAUUUUAUUAAGCAAUAGAAAUAUAAACUGUAAAUGAUUUUUUGGUGACAUGGACACGAGUGGAAAAACGUCUGCGCAUGCUCUGAAUCCGUAUGCAAAUUACUCAAAACAUAUGUAAAUUUGACUUUGAAACAUGCCUGAUAAAUUGGACUUCACAAAAUACCAAUACUUAGUGUCCA
Messenger RNA from Actinia tenebrosa (Australian red waratah sea anemone), 7968 nucleotides. Its product is annotated as voltage-dependent L-type calcium channel subunit alpha-1D. The record is from RefSeq and is a predicted model, not a curated record. Gene Ontology annotation, molecular function: high voltage-gated calcium channel activity. NCBI's taxonomy places the organism in Eukaryota, Metazoa, Cnidaria, Anthozoa, Actiniaria, Actiniidae. Gene Ontology annotation, cellular component: voltage-gated calcium channel complex; membrane. Gene Ontology annotation, biological process: calcium ion import across plasma membrane.